AGUACGCCCGGGUCAGGCGCAGUCAUGGAGGCGGAGGAGGCGGAUGUGGAUGUGGAAGGAGAUGUGGUGGCGGCUGCACAGCCGGGAAAUGAUGAAAAUACAGCAUCAGUUUUUCACGAUCACUAUCUUGAUUCAACAUGGAGAAGGGAGAAUGGCUAUCUUCCUUGGACUCUGGAUAGCACCAUCAGUGAUGAGAACAGAGCUGUCAUUGAGAAAAUGCUGUUGGAAGAAGAGUAUUAUUUGUCUAAUAAAUCACUUCCAGGAAAAUUCUGGGUUAAUCAAAAGGAUGAUAAGAAAUACACAAACAGUCUGCAGAAAACAGCAAAAAUCAUGGUACAUUCUCCUACAAAACCAGCCAGUUAUUCAGUAAAGUGGACAAUAGAGGAAAAAGAACUGUUUGAACAAGGGCUGGCUAAAUUUGGCCGAAGGUGGACCAAAAUCGCAACACUAGUUGAGAGUCGCACAGUUUUACAAGUGAAGAGUUACGCCAGACAGUACUUUAAAAAUAAGGUAAAGUGGAGUACAGAGAAAGAAACACCAACUCAGAAGAGCAGCAGUGAUCUUCAGGUUAAAAAUAAAGAUGAAAGGACAAAGGUGUGGGCAGCAUCAUGUUUAAGGGGACGUGCUGAUCCUAACUUGAAUGCUGUAAAAAUUGAGAAGUUAUCUGAUGAUGAAGAUGUAGACAUCACAGACGAACUGGAUGAGUUGACUUCUCAAACUCCACAAAAGAAUUCUGACAACCAUCUUACUAUAGACAUUCCUAAUAGUAAAAUUUGUAAAGCCAACCAAGGAGAAUUCAUAUGCUCAGAAGGCCUGCUAGCUAAAUCUUCUGGGGAGAAUCUUCAGAACAUGAAGCAAAGUGAAGUAGAAGAAUGUUCAAGCUCAGCAAUUACAUCGUGUGCUGUAAGACAGAACAAUAAUGGCAAAAACUCAGUUGAAUUAAGUGAGACGUACAAUAAACUGGCUGAAGAGUACAAUGUGCAAGAUGGAAAAGAAAUAGCAGAUGAAUCCAAGCACUCCCCUUCUCCAGAGUCCUGUGAGAGUCAGCAGGAUUCAAGUGGAAAUGAAAUGCUUUUGCCUCCUUUCCCAAUGGUGGAGGAAAGCCAUGAGGGAGAAGAGCUUAAGCCACCAGAGCAAGAAGUGGAAAUAGAUAGAAAUAUCAUUCAAGACGAAGAAAAGCAAGCAAUUCCUGAGUUUUUUGAAGGGCGCCAAACUAAAACACCAGAACGCUAUUUGAAAAUUAGAAACUACAUUUUGGAUCAGUGGGAAAUAUGCAAACCGAAAUACUUAAAUAAGACCUCAGUACGCCCUGGCCUGAAGAACUGUGGGGAUGUUAAUUGUAUUGGACGGAUUCAUACAUACCUCGAGUUGAUAGGAGCAAUCAAUUUUGGAUGUGAACAGGCAAUAUAUAACAGACCACAACCAGUUGAUAAAGUACGAGUGAGUGACAGGAAAGAUACAGAAGCAGCGUACCAGCUUGCCUGGCGCCUACAGUCUAUGCGUACAAGGAGACGUAGGGUCCGAGACCCAUGGGGAAAUUGGUGUGAUGCAAAAGACUUAGAAGGGCAAACAUUUGAGCAUCUGUCUGCUGAGGAGUUGGCAAAAAGAAGAGAAGAGGAAAAGUGCAAACCUAUUAAGUCUUCAAAAGUUUCCAAACUACCAAAAAGCUCACUUGAUCCCUUCCAACUGAUACCUUGUAAUUUUUUCAGUGAAGAAAAGCAGGAGCCAUUUCAGGUGAAAGUAGCUUCAGAAGCACUUUUAAUAAUGGAUUUGCAUGCUCAUGUCUCUAUGGCAGAGGUGAUUGGGCUGUUAGGAGGAAGAUACUCAGAAGCUGAGAAAACUGUUGAAGUGUUUGCAGCAGAACCAUGUAACAGUCUGAGUACAGGACUACAAUGUGAGAUGGAUCCUGUAUCACAAACGCAGGCCUCAGAAACCUUGGCUCUUAGAGGCUACAGUGUUAUUGGGUGGUACCAUUCUCAUCCUGCAUUUGAUCCUAAUCCGUCUUUACGAGACAUUGACACACAAGCCAAAUACCAGAGUUACUUCUCCAGAGGAGGAGCAAAGUUCAUUGGAAUGAUUGUUAGUCCAUAUAAUCGAAGUAAUCCUUUACCAUAUUCCCAGAUUACCUGCUUGGUUAUAAGUGAAGAAGUUAGCCCUGACGGUGCCUAUCGUUUACCUUACAAAUUUGAAGUCCAACAGAUGUUAGAAGAACCACAAUGGGAAUUAGUGUUUGAAAAGACAAGAUGGAUAAUUGAAAAAUACAGGCUUUCUCAUAGCAGUGUCCCCAUGGAUAAAAUCUUCCGCCGGGAUUCUGACCUAACUUGUUUGCAGAAACUUUUGGAGUGUCUAAGGAAAACACUAAGCAAAGUAAACAACUGCUUCAUUGCUGAGGAAUUCUUGACUCAAAUAGAAAAUUUGUUCCUUUCCAAUUACAAAAGCAAGGAAGAAAAUGGACCGGCUGAAGAGAACAGUACAAAGGAGUCAUUCUUAUAAUUAUUUAAAAUGUCAACAUGCUUUGGCAACUGCAGAUGACUCCUAUGCUGGCCUUGCCAACCUUGACUUCCUGAGAAUAGUUAGAGCCAAGGCCUUAAAGAAGCACAGAUGAGUCUGGAACUAAGGAGGCAUGUAACACAGAAGUUGAUGAAGCAGGCUCCUAAAGAAAAGCCCUUUAGGAAACAGUGUGUGUAGAGAUGGAGGACUGGAGAUACCUGAGACCCUUCAUCCCAAGUUCUGUCUUUUUGGCGGACACAACUGUAAAAUAAUGAUUUUAAUUUGUUUCCUGUUCUGAUUUUAUAAGGAAAUUUAAUAAUGGUACUUCUAUAUUAUUAGACAGUGUUCUUCAAAAAUAAUACUCAAGAAAGCAAAAUCAGGCCAUCAUUUAACCUUGAACCAUUCUUCUCCAGUCCUUUUAAAUGGCCCAGAGCUCCCAUUUCUAGUUCACAGCUCAUGAGCACUUUUGCAUACUUGGACCCCUUCCAUAAAAAACUUAAAUUUAUAUUUUAUAAUUGUGUUUGUGUUAAAUGACAAUAUUCAUAUUUUGAAUUAAAAUAUUCCUUUAAUCUAAAACUUGGAUUAUUUUUACUAAUAAAAUUAAGUAAAAUGUUUGUUAUAUGCCCUGGAAAUCUGAGACACUGUGCCUUAUGCAUGGGUUGCCUUGUCUGUAUUCAGAAGGUGCUGGAAAAUGUGGUUAGUGUUCUCUGUCUCCUUCCCACCACCUCUAGGUUAUCUGUUGUCACUCAACCCAGUAGCACUGUUUCUAUUCUCACGGGCCUAGCCAUCUGAACUACAUUCUUUCCCAUCCUAGCCAGAACUCAGGGUAUUGCUUAGCACCGUUCAUUCUUGGGAGAGAGGGACAGAGACUGGGGAGUGGAGGUGGGGAGACAGUAGUUAGACGUUAGUAGAUAGAUAGAUGUUUUUAUUCUGGUGCCUACUUUGACAGCUUGUGCCCUGCCUCAUAGGGUGAGGUCCCUUUAUUUCUUCCCUUUCAUCUCAGGCCCUUUUAUUCAUCCAUUCUCACAGCUCAUAGGUAUAAGAUUUUUUUUGUUUUUGAGCUGAGGAUCGAACCCAGGGCCUUGUGCUU
Molecule: messenger RNA, 3580 nt
Organism: Onychomys torridus (southern grasshopper mouse)
Lineage: Eukaryota; Metazoa; Chordata; Mammalia; Rodentia; Cricetidae
Gene: Mysm1
Product: Myb like, SWIRM and MPN domains 1
Exons: 21
Coding region: 25-2493 (822 amino acids)
Biological process (GO): double-strand break repair
Cellular component (GO): BRISC complex; BRCA1-A complex
Molecular function (GO): polyubiquitin modification-dependent protein binding; metallopeptidase activity
Source: RefSeq, a predicted model, not a curated record